UUAGAAGCAGAACACGCGAAGAAGAACCAUAGCAACGGUCAAACAAAGAUGGCGCUCUCCUCUGCUCCAGCGGGCUCCAGUUUAGCCCUCCUCUCUUCAUUUCUAUUUCUUAUUUUAGUCCGUUCAGACGAAAAUGGAACAAGGUGGGACUUUAACUCGACCGAGGCUUUUAUACCCAACGCCACGGAGGGUUUUACCACCACGGAGCCUGCCGUGUUCGAGUCGUCCACUCCGACGGUGGGCUACAGCGGCACGGAGGAGCCCGUCGUACCCGGCGAGCCCCUGCCCGUCUCCGGCCGCGUCCUCACCGCGGUGACCGACGUGGACAAGCUGUGUCCCUGUGAUGAGGAGAGGGGUGUGUGUGACGUCGGCUGUUGCUGUGACAGCGAUUGCCAGGAGGAGGUGGCUCUGUUCACCGCCUGCUCCGUCUCCGCUGUGAGUGGCAGCAAGCAGCUGUGCAGCUACGACGUGGCCCGCUACAGUCUGAGGACCACGGUGGACGGCUACUCGGAGCUGCGGUCAUCCGUGCUGAAGGAGACGAACCCAGACGUCUUCUGCAUUCAGAAGCUCAACCGUGUAGACGGAUUGUCUCAUCCUCCACCCGCUCUUCCAACUGAGACCAACUUUGAGUUGCUGUUUAAGCAAUUUGUCGGUUUUAUAUUUGGUUCAACAAACAGCUACCAGGUGCUUCCAGCAGAGGACCAGGCCUCACGCGGAUACCAGUAUGGGGAUGUGAUGCUGACCGCUGGAGCAGACGGGGAGACACAGACGCUCUAUCUGCCAGCACCCGGCGUCACCUCAGAGUGUGUGGACAGCAGUCCUGCAGCAUUCCUAAAGGAGCAGAGCAGCCGGUGUACCCGGCGGGUGGUCCUGAGUCGGGACUGCGCCCUCCUGCCGGCUCUCAACAAGCACACCUACUCCAACAUCAAGCUGUUCAACGGGAAGAACUCAGAUGCAGAAGUUGUCGAUGUGGAGGCCUCAGUCAUCCUCCAGUCCACAGAGGGCACUCAGACCAGGCCCCCAGUCAGCGACGGGGACUCCUUCAGCCCGGUCCUCCUCAGCCCCAGCCUCUGUGCCAAUGUGGUGCUGAAGGUUAUGUACGUGAUAACGUACAGCCCAGCGGGUGAGGUGGUGAAGGCUACGGUGUCUCUGGUGCUGGGGUUUGUCCAGCGAGCUGCCACGCUGCUGGAGCAGGAGUUCCACAUCACGUUUGUCCAGGAGGACGGAGGAGACAUGGCCGUCCAUCGCAGCGGAAACCCGGGUUACGUGGUCGGGCUGCCCAUCGUGUCCGCAACAAGAACCACGGGGGGGAUAACCAGAAGCACCAGCCCCAGAGACACUCUGUCUCUGCUCCACAGCUCUGAGCACCAGGACUGUCUGCGGGCUCCACACCAGCGCGCCCCCGUCCUGUUCGGCCUGGACUUUGUGUCCGGGUGCACGUUAAGGCUGGAAGAAGUAACUAACUGCUCCACCGUGUCCCAGUUAGUCCUGGACAGUCUGAGAGGACAGAACCUCCCCCAGUACGUGGCCUCCUUCGGAAACUCUCCACUAGAGAGUCAACUGGACUGGGUGCCCAUUAAAAGAAACCUCAAUCCAUUGGAUCCACAAAGUUGCAACAUCCCGGUGUCCCUCCAUUUUGAGAUUGAAUGGACCAAAUAUGGCUCCCUUGUUAACCCCCAGGCUCAAAUUGUAAGCAUCGAGGAAGUAAUCACCACCAACACCAGCGAUUUGGUCCUGCUGACCGGCGGUAGUGGCGUCCUGCCCAUUAGAAGCUCCGUGGCGUUCACGGCCACGGCGGCGGCGGCCCGGAAAGGAUACAGAGCCACUCCCACCAUCGAUGCCAAACUGCCCUUUGACUUUUUCUUCCCUUUUGUCUGAGCAGUCCAGGCUUUCUUCAGAAGCUGGGAGCAUUUGAAUGAGCACUUACUGUCAUUGUGUGACUACUGUAUAGAAGACUUUUAGGGUCAACUUGUAAAUAAAU
This is a messenger RNA of Menidia menidia (Atlantic silverside), 1981 nucleotides long. Lineage: Eukaryota; Metazoa; Chordata; Actinopteri; Atheriniformes; Atherinopsidae. The record is from the annotation of a GenBank genome assembly.